UCAGCUUAUCCGCUGUUAAUUAUAGCCAGCGACCUGGUUUCAGCACUGCAGGCACUCAACAGCUCCCGCGGAGCUAAAGCCCUUGCGCUUAUAGAGGAGAGGCGCAGAGAGCGCGCGGCAUCCUGCCAACCCCAGCGCGCUCCACAAAGCCAAACCAACGGCGCGUUUCUCUUCACAGAGGACAACAGAGAGAGCGAGAGAGAAAACAUCUGAACCCCAGCUGAAGGAUGGCGUCAAAACGCGUAGGGAUGGUGGUUGUCCUUGCUGUGAUAGCGCAGAUCAGCGCGUUUCCCACACCUGCCGGACCCGACGAUAAGAGCAUGUAUAACCGAGAGCUGACUGAAGAGAAGCCAUUAGAACAGCAGAUUGCAGAAGCUGACAGCAUCAAGAAGGCAGAACCCAAGCCAACGCCACCAGCUGAGGCAGAGUCAAAAUCUGAGGAUGAAGACAUCACUUUCCUUAAGUCUCUGGCUGAGAAGUCCAAAGAGUCAAACAAUGAGACUCCCAUCUCAGAUUCUGUGGAUGAGCGAUACGGUACUGAUGAGGCCGACACUACCAAAAACAGAAGACUGGCCGAUGAUUAUGACUCUACUAAGAAUGGAAUGGACUACAAAUACCAAGAUGAUCCUGAAAGUUUUCGGCAGCUGGACGGGACCCCUCUAACAGCUCAUGACAUUGUCCAGAAAAUCGCCAACAAAAUCUACGAAGAGGAUGACCGAGGAGUAUUUGACAGAAUUGUGUCUAAACUGCUCAAGCUGGGUCUAAUCACAGACAGUCAGGCAGAGACACUGGAGUAUGAAGUUGCUGAAGCCCUGCAGGAUCUGAUCACCAAAAAUGCCAAAGAUAACAUGAUUGGAGACCUCAGUAUGGACUACCCUGUUAAUUCUGUGAAAGACACACAAAACAAUAUGGAUGAGGAAGACAGGCCCAGUCAACGAUAUGAUGACGAGGAUGAAGGUGAUGAUGAUAAUGGUGGUGAUGAUGAUAAUGGUGAUGAAGAACAGGAGGAGGAGAUUAGAGAUGACACAGUGAGGGCUGAAGACUCAUGGGACGCCGUGAGCGAUGGGAACGACAGAAACGAACUGAACCCUGAAGAUGGACUGCAGGACCUUCAGUUCUUCCCCAACUUCUAUAGACUCCUCAAGAGCCUCGACUCAGAUGAUCCUGAAAGUUUUCGGCAGCUGGACGGGACCCCUCUAACAGCUCAUGACAUUGUCCAGAAAAUCGCCAACAAAAUCUACGAAGAGGAUGACCGAGGAGUAUUUGACAGAAUUGUGUCUAAACUGCUCAAGCUGGGUCUAAUCACAGACAGUCAGGCAGAGACACUGGAGUAUGAAGUUGCUGAAGCCCUGCAGGAUCUGAUCACCAAAAAUGCCAAAGAUAACAUGAUUGGAGACCUCAGUAUGGACUACCCUGUUAAUUCUGUGAAAGACACACAAAACAAUAUGGAUGAGGAAGACAGGCCCAGUCAACGAUAUGAUGACGAGGAUGAAGGUGAUGAUGAUAAUGGUGGUGAUGAUGAUAAUGGUGAUGAAGAACAGGAGGAGGAGAUUAGAGAUGACACAGUGAGGGCUGAAGACUCAUGGGACGCCAUGAUGGUCAAAUAUGGAACCAUCACACCUGAAGAAGGAGUUUCUUAUCUGGAAAAUCUGGAUGCAAUGAUUGCCCUGCAGACCAAGAACAAGCUGGGCAAAUCUCUGGUUCCUCUUAGCAUUACACCCCCUACAGGAAAAGCAUUGGAUGAUGAUGACAACACCAAAACAGAAGCUGCCAACAUGCAGAAGGAGUAUGAGUCUCUCAAAGACUCGACCAAAGACGUCCAGACUGCUGCUGAAAUCAGUCAUCCUGGGAAGUCUGAGAGUUAUCUGGAGGCAAUCAGGAAGAACAUUGAAUGGCUGAAAAAACACAACAAGGAAAGCAACAAAGAAGAUUAUGACCUCUCCAAGCUGAGGGACUUCAUGGACCAGCAGGUGGACGCAUACAUCGACAAAGGCAUCCUUGAGAAGGACGAAGGUGACGUGAUCAAGAGAAUCUACGGAAGCCUGUAGGAACCACAAGUCCAGCUUCACAUGUAAUAGUGUAACAGUUAGACUAUCUGCUAAAUACUUGGACUGGGCAUACUAACACAGAUCCUAAUGCUUUAACUCCUAAUAAACAAGAUUUAGUCUGCAACUCAGACAGUAUUUCUGCAGAAUAAUUCCCUUCAGAAGGCAAUAUCCUCUCAGUGCAGUCAGCAAUAGAACACAAUCUAGUUCUAGAUAAGCCACAAAUCACAUUUGAGUUGUAUGUGUUCUUACGCAUUAGGACAGAAUAACAGCACUGGCUACUAGAAGAAUGAAAUUCUGUGGAUUUUUCGGUACGACUUGCAAAUCAGUGAAAAUAGAAGCUUUUGCACCUGUCCCUCUUUUGGAAUAGACUUUUACAGCAUCGUAUGCAUAUACUGUAUCUGUACGUAACAUUCAUUCAUGUAUGGUGUUUAGCAUUUUCUCCUCUUAUUUGAUGAAGCAGAAGAAUCUGUAUUAUUGUUUCUCAACCAACCAAAAAAAAAAAAAAAAAAA
Messenger RNA from Sinocyclocheilus grahami, 2558 nucleotides. Its product is annotated as secretogranin-3-like. Gene Ontology annotation, biological process: protein localization to secretory granule. Bases 228 to 2048 code for a protein of 606 amino acids. The transcript has 15 exons. NCBI's taxonomy places the organism in Eukaryota, Metazoa, Chordata, Actinopteri, Cypriniformes, Cyprinidae. The record is from RefSeq and is a predicted model, not a curated record. Gene Ontology annotation, cellular component: secretory granule membrane.